UCAAAUAAUUGAGAACCUUCAAUGCCUCUUUUUAUGCAAUUUUUUUAGAUUGUUUUUUCCGCAGAUUGUGUCAUUUGCGUAUUACGUCGUCGUGUCGUUCAUUAGUUUUCAAGAUGCGUGGUUAAUUCUGAUUUUUCUUUCAAGCACUGCCUCGAAUCUUGUUCUCUUUCGUUUCUCAAAACGUGACUCAAUCAGCCAAGUAAUGGGGCGCCGAAAUUUAAGCCGGGUGUCGUCCCAUCGCCCUCCUCAACCGCUGAAUGACGAUCUGUACAAAUACAAGUGUGGAUCUCAAGGGAAAUUAACUGCACCGAAACACAUUCGACUGCCGAAAAUCGUAGAAGAUAGUGCACUCAUGUUUGAAAUUGUCAUGUUUGUCUUCACUUACGCGGCAACUUUUUUCCAAUUCCUCAAUCUUUACCGCUCAGUUUGGUGGCUCCCUCAUUCUCACACAAGCUAUACAAUGGUGCGUACACUCAAUUAUGUUUUGAAUUUCAGAAAAGUUUACCGGUUCAGCUGAGAAGCUCUAGAAGCUUGCUU
This is a messenger RNA of Bemisia tabaci, 537 nucleotides long. Lineage: Eukaryota; Metazoa; Arthropoda; Insecta; Hemiptera; Aleyrodidae. The record is from RefSeq and is a predicted model, not a curated record.